Messenger RNA from Drosophila hydei, 1353 nucleotides. RefSeq names its product bifunctional methylenetetrahydrofolate dehydrogenase/cyclohydrolase, mitochondrial (gene Nmdmc). Bases 139 to 1191 code for a protein of 350 amino acids. Gene Ontology annotation, molecular function: methenyltetrahydrofolate cyclohydrolase activity; methylenetetrahydrofolate dehydrogenase (NAD+) activity; methylenetetrahydrofolate dehydrogenase (NADP+) activity. NCBI's taxonomy places the organism in Eukaryota, Metazoa, Arthropoda, Insecta, Diptera, Drosophilidae. The transcript has 3 exons. The record is from RefSeq and is a predicted model, not a curated record. Gene Ontology annotation, biological process: tetrahydrofolate interconversion. Gene Ontology annotation, cellular component: mitochondrion.
UAAGAAAUACAAAUUUUACCGUAACAAAAUACGCAUAAGAGUUAGACUGUUAAACUUAUAAAACACGCAUUUUUUAAGUAACAAGAGUGAAAAAUUAUUAAUGAUCAUUGGAAAAUUUUAUAUCUGGUGCUGUGCAAAAUGUCAAAAUGUUUAAUCAGGGCAUACGUUGCUACAGUGUGUAUCCGGAAGAAACAGAUGCAUUCGCCAAUGGAAUUGUACUCAACUUUUUGGAAAUCGCAUGAGCAAAACUUGAAACUGCGUUUAAGAGUCAAGCAAAACGUCAACAUGGCUCAAAUAAUUGAUGGCAAAAGUAUGGCUAACGAAAUUCACAGUGAAUUGUGUAAGGAACUGAAGGAGUUUGUGGCUAAUGGAAAUCGUGUGCCACACUUGACGGCUAUCAUUGUGGGUGAGGAUCCCGCUAGCCAGAAAUAUGUGGAAAAGAAGACGCAGGCCUGCAAAGAAAUUGGCAUUAGCAGCCGGACAAUUGUGCUGCCCAAUUCUACGACACAGGCGGAGCUGCUGGAUGUGAUCGAUAAGGAAAACAAAAAUGAGAGUGUGAAUGGAAUAUUGGUGCAGUUGCCGGUGCCAGCACAUAUCGAUGAGCGCACCGUAUGCAAUGCCAUAAUUGCUUCCAAGGAUGUGGAUGGAUUUAAUGAGAUCAAUAUUGGUCGCUUGGCUUUGGACAUGAAUGGUAUUGUACCGGCCACACCACUGGGUGUUAAGACCAUGCUGGAGCGCGCCAAUAUACCAACUUUCAAUCGCAAUGCUGUUGUGGUGGGCCGUUCCAAAAAUGUGGGAUUGCCGUUGUCCAUUCUGUUGCACUCGGAUGGCACACAUGCGACUAAGGGUCUGGAUGCCACAGUCACCAUUUGUCAUCGCAAUACGCCAGCCAAGGAGCUGGCCAAGUAUUGCCGACAAGCGGAUAUAAUUGUUGUCGCCGUGGGUAAACCGGGAUUGAUAACCAAGGAUAUGGUCAAGCCGGGUGCUUGUGUCAUUGAUGUGGGCAUCACCCGGAUCCAAGAUGAGGGAGGCAAAUAUAAGUUAGUCGGCGAUGUCGAUUUUGAUGAGGUCCGCCAGGUCGCUGGACAUAUUACGCCUGUACCUGGAGGCGUUGGACCCAUGACAGUUGCCAUGUUAAUGAAAAAUACCAUCCUGGCGGCCAAGAAACAGGCAGCAGACCAAUCCGACUAAAGUCGAAAAGCAUAUCAAAAUUUGACAACGAAUUUACAAUACGAUUUCCGCUGCCAGCAGCGGGCCCAUAGUAUUUGUUAUUUAACGCACUAAUAGUCUAAGCAACACUAACAAACCAUAUAAGUAACAAUUAAAUAAACGACUAUAAUAUACCUAAAAUAU